Messenger RNA from Erigeron canadensis, 1593 nucleotides. RefSeq names its product MDIS1-interacting receptor like kinase 2-like. The transcript is spliced from 2 exons. Bases 1 to 1593 code for a protein of 530 amino acids. The record is from RefSeq and is a predicted model, not a curated record. Gene Ontology annotation, molecular function: protein binding. Lineage: Eukaryota; Viridiplantae; Streptophyta; Magnoliopsida; Asterales; Asteraceae.
AUGGGCAUGUCUUCUUCAGCCAUCAUCUUCUUACUGCUUGUUACAUGUACAGUUUGCAGCACGAUUUUAUGUGUUGCUAAUUCAAACUCAUUAUCAUCAAAUGAAGAAGUUGAUGCUCUCUUAAAAUGGAAAGUAACCCUCAAAAGCCAAAAAACAAACAAUCUUAUUGUGCUCCCUUCAUGGACAAAUGAUAAUGUCAAUCUCAACUUGUCAGCACAAAAAACAGCCUCUCCAUGUAACUGGUAUGGAAUUAAGUGUAAUGAAAAUGGCAGCGUAAACCGUUUGAACCUUUCGUCAUCAUUUCUAAGCGGUACACUGGACCACUUUUCAUUCUCUUCGUUUCCAAAUCUUAUAUGUAUUGAGCUUACUUUCAAUAGCUUUUCGGGAAUCAUCCCAUCAGAAAUCCGUCACAUGUCAAAACUCUCUUAUCUUUAUCUUGGUUCUAAUCAAUUUGAGGGAACAAUCCCUCUAGAGAUUGGUGAAUUGAGAAAUCUUGAAAUCCUUGAUUUGUCUAAGAAUCAGUUGAAUGGUUCGAUUCCUACCAGUUUUGGUCAGUUAUCUAAUCUGAUAAGCUUGAGUCUAUCUGAGAAUCAGUUGAAUGGAUCCAUCCCAAAAGAAAUCGGUAACUUGACUUCACUCGAAUGGCUCGUGUUAAGCACUAACGAACUUAGUGGUCCCAUUCCUUCGUCUAUAGGUAAACUCAAAUCCCUUCUUGGUCUUCGUUUAGAUUCAAACAAACUUUCUGGUCCUAUACCACAAGAGUUGGGAAACUUAGCAUCUCUUUCUGGUUUGCAAAUAAGUAGUAAUCAACUCAAUGGUUCCAUUCCAAGAUCAUUAGGUAACCUAAAAAACUUAGAAAAACUGUUUCUGUAUGACAAUCAGUUUUCGGGGCCUAUCCCACUAGAACUAGGAAAACUGACGUUGGUUCAGAUAGAUAUGAGCAACAAUAGUUUUUCUGGCAGUUUGCCGGAUGAAAUCUGUAACGGAGGAAGACUUGAAGUCCUGAUCCUUAUUAAUAAUAACCUAACGGGUCGUAUUCCAAAGAGUGCGUACAACUGCUCAAGUUUGCGCCGAGUAAGGUUUGAUGGGAACAAGCUAACAGGAGAUAUUUCCAUGAGCUUUGGUGUGUAUCCACAUCUCUACUACAUUAGUUUCAAUGAUAACAAGGUUUCUGGCGAGCUCUCGGACAACUGGAGUAAGUGCGAGAACUUAUCAACGAUACAAAUGGGAGGAAAUCAAAUAAAUGGUAACAUACCUCCGUCGCUUGGAAACUCUCUUCAGUUAGAAGAGCUCAAUCUAUCGUCCAAUGAUUUGGUUGGAGAGAUACCAAAAGAGUUUGGAAGAAUGACUCGGAUGCUGGAACUUAAUCUAAGCAAUAACCGACUUUCUGGUGGCAUACCACAAGAACUAGGAUCGUUAACUGAAUUAACGUCCCUUGAUCUGUCAAUGAAUAAGUUGAAUGAGUCCAUUCCGUCUUCCUUUGGGGAUUGCUCAGAUCUCAUCUACUUGAACUUGAACAGCAAUGGUUUUACUAAUGAAAUCCCGAUUCAAAUAGGUGAAUUGGAAGGAUACCUUCUGCUCUAUCGGGUCUAA